AUGUCGCGACUCCUUUCCUCGGCGCUCUCGCUGCGUCGCGACCCGCGCAUCCUCAAGCUUCCUCCUUACCUGUCCUUCCUAUGCAUCCUGGUCGGCGUCGUCUGGCUCUUUCUCCUACCGCUCAACAACUACUCGCGCCGUACCUACAUCUCCGAGAACGCCCUGCUGCCCGGCCAGGUGCACACCUACUUUGGCGGGAGCGAACAGCAUGUCUUGCGGGCAUACCGGCACGAGGUGGAUGAGGUCGUGGGCCGUGAUAACUACCAAAUCAACGACAAGCUUGAGGAGAUUCUGACGGGCGUUGGACUCAAGGUCGGUCGCCAAAACUACACUUACCAUUCCGCCGGCGAUGAGUACUCUGGCCAGAACCUCUAUGCCAUCCUCCAGGCCCCCCGUGGCGACGCAACCGAGGCUAUUGUUCUGGUCGCCGCCUGGAAGAAUGUCGAAGAGCAGCUGAACCGCAACGGCGUGUCCUUGGCCCUGACCUUGGUCCGAUAUUUCAAACGCUGGUCUCUCUGGUCCAAGGACAUCAUCCUAGUUGUACCCCCGGACAGCAAAACGGGCACCCAGGCCUGGGUUGACGCCUACCACGACGCCCAUAAUCCCGAGCUGGUCUCCCCCCUCCCCCUCAAGUCAGGAGCCCUCCAGGGCGCCAUUGCCAUCGACUACCCCCAGGAGCAACACUUCAAGGCCAUCCACGUAAUCUAUGACGGCCCCAACGGCCAGCUGCCCAACCUGGAUCUCAUCAACUCCAUUGUCAACAUCGCCGGUGGUCAGAUGGGCAUGACCACCUCGAUACAGAAGAUGAAGCAACAUACGAACAAGUACCCUGACCGCCUCCGGACAAUGCUCCGCGGCAUGCUGAACCAGGGUCUUGGGUACGCUGCAGGCGCUCACAGCAGCUUCAUCCCGUACCAUGUUGACGCCGUCACCCUCCAGCCCUAUGGUGAAGGCUUUCAGGACGAGAUGGCCAUGGGCCGGUUGGUCGAGGGAUCAUUCCGCAGUCUCAACAACCUUCUUGAACAUUUACACCAGAGUUUUUUCUUCUACCUCCUCAUGCAGACGGACCGCUUCGUCAGUAUCGGUACCUAUUUACCGAGUGCUAUGCUCCUGGCCGCCAACUUCACCAUCAUGGCCAUCUCCCUCUGGGUUAAGAGUGGCCAGUCAGCAACCCAAGGAUCCGAAAAGUCCAAGUCUAAAAGCAAGGGAAAGAAGGGCGCCGCCAGCUCUUCGCCGACGCCAGCACAAAAUGAGGAGCGCGAUCUAUUUCUGCCUCUCGCCAUUGUUGCCGUGUGCCAUGCCCUCUCCGUGGUGCCACUGUAUACAUUCAACCGCCUCCCCGCCAGCAUGCUCGCUCCCGCCUUCGCCAUCUUCUCCGUCAUCUCGGCAGCCAUACCUCUUGCCAUCUCCUACCUCGUGAACGUCUUCUACAAGCCGACGACGCAACACUUCCAGCUUACAAAGUCCUUCUCCCUGCUCGUCCUCGGCAUGUGCCUCUCCACCCUCGCCACUCUCAACUUCUCUCUCGCCUUCCUCAUCGGUGUCCUCGCAACCCCGCUCAGCUUCGUUCGACCGGUCAAGAGCACCGCUGUCCGCUGGUCACUUGCCGGCCUGCUCAAUGUGGUCGCCCCAUCCACUGUUGUGUACACCGCCGCCCAGAUUUGGGGUGUCAGCAUCGCCGACCUGUUGCGGGAAGCGAGCUUUGGCUGGAACGUGUGGGGCAUGUACACCCCCGUGCUCAUCUGGUGUCUCUGGUGGCCAGCGUGGAUGGUAGGCGUAAUAAACGUGUUUGGCACGACUUCUGCUUGA
Molecule: messenger RNA, 1809 nt
Organism: Ilyonectria robusta
Lineage: Eukaryota; Fungi; Ascomycota; Sordariomycetes; Hypocreales; Nectriaceae
Product: Gaa1-like protein
Exons: 5
Coding region: 1-1809 (602 amino acids)
Biological process (GO): attachment of GPI anchor to protein
Cellular component (GO): GPI-anchor transamidase complex; membrane
Source: RefSeq, a predicted model, not a curated record